Molecule: messenger RNA, 1338 nt
Organism: Cladophialophora carrionii CBS 160.54
Lineage: Eukaryota; Fungi; Ascomycota; Eurotiomycetes; Chaetothyriales; Herpotrichiellaceae
Exons: 2
Coding region: 1-1338 (445 amino acids)
Molecular function (GO): oxidoreductase activity
Source: RefSeq, a predicted model, not a curated record
AUGGCUCCAGCUCAUACGCCAAUCGAUCGCUUUCUGCAAGGUAUAAAUACAGCCAACCUUGAGCUCAUGUUGAGUGCCUUUGCUUCAAACGCCGAGGUCAUCGACAAUGGAAAGAGCUUCAGGGGGGAUGCAAUCCGGGACCUAUGCGAACAUGAAAUCAUUGGCCAUCACGCGGAAGUCAGCGUUCUCGAACAGGAGCAUCCAGGUGACGGCCGAGCCUACGCCCACGUUACCAUUGACGGAGAUUUCGGCAAGGAUUUCGGCAUCCACGAUCCAUUUGAACUGUUCCUCGCCGCAAAAUUUGACAACGACAAGAUUCAGCAUCUCGAGAUGGGUGACUUGAACCCUAAGAGACCAGCCAUGCGUGCUGUAUAUGCGUCAGUCGGCAAUCCAACCGAUCCGUUGUCGUCGAUCCGCGUUGACCGCAGGAACGUCCCAGAAGUGACGGAGGGAUAUGUCCGAGUCAGAAUGCAAGCGGUAGGACUAAACUUCCAUGACAUCUUCACAUUACGGGGUGUUGGCAUGCACGAGAUUCGCUUUCCAAUGAUUCUCGGCAACGAAGGUGCCGGUGUACUCGACGAUGGCACUGAAAUUGCAAUCUUCCCCAAUCUGAGUACCGACCCGGACUUCAAAGGCGACGAGACCAUCGACCCGCAUCGACACGUAUUCGGAGAGCUUGUGCAGGGAAAUCUGGCCGAGUAUGCUGUCAUACCGAAACGGAACGCCGUUCCCAGACCGAACAACCUAGACGCCGAUUCAGCUAGUGUGAUGGGAAUUGCCUGGCUGACGGCCUAUCGGAUGCUGUUCAAUAGGGCCCAUUUGCGGGCCGGGCAGACUGUCUUGGUGCAAGGGUCGUCUGGUGGCGUAACAACGGCACUCAUCCAGAUGGGCUCUGCGGCAGGCUAUCGCGUGUGGACGACAGGCCGCACGGAAGCCAAACGUGCUCUUGCACAAUCGCUCGGCGCCGAGCGGACGUUUGAACCUCUUGCGAGACUGCCAAAUCUCGUCGAUGCCGUCUUCGACACGUCAGGAGCGGCAACGCUUUCUCAUUCGCUGGCAUCCGUGAAGCCAGGUGGCACAGUGGUGUCGUGCGGAAUCCAUUCGGAAGGCGGCUCCACAGAUGUCGCAAUCGACCUGAUGCACCUCUUUGUGAACCAAAUCUCCCUGACUGGAGUCUAUACAGGGACAAGGGAAGAAUUUGUCGACCUCUUGAACUUUGUAUCUGCCAAGGGAAUCAAGCCGUACAUCGGCAAGGUCCUGCCUUUGGAGCGGGCAGGCGAAGGGCUGCGCGAUAUCUGGGAAGGCAAAACGGACGGCAAGAUCGUCAUCACCAUCUGA